This is a messenger RNA of Linum trigynum, 3313 nucleotides long. Lineage: Eukaryota; Viridiplantae; Streptophyta; Magnoliopsida; Malpighiales; Linaceae. The record is from the annotation of a GenBank genome assembly.
CUUCAAGUAUAAUCGUCGUCCUCCUCUUCAUCAUCAUCGUCCCCAUGCUCGUCUUCAUCCUUGUAAUCAUCCUCGUUGUCCUUCUCGGCCUCAUUAUCAAGCUUGUCCUCUUCCUCAACCUUUGGUGUUCUCUUGUUUCUAACUUGCUCGCUCGAACGUUUAGCCGAUUUUUUGGAGGAUUUUUACAAGUGGAGGCAUAAUGACCGAAAUCACCACAAAUGCCACAUUAUCUUGAUUUGACAAUCUUCCCCUUAUUGUUCUUAGUCAGUGGACCACCUUCAAAAUAUGUCUGGAGAUUCUACACCUAUUGAUGACAUUUGUAAGUUGUGGUACUGUAAAAUACCAUAUCUCCAUAUGCGUUCUUCUUCCUUUGAAAAUCUUCAUAGUAUCGGUAUGCCAUCACAGUCAUUUCUUUGAAGAUUUUCCAAAGUACCUUUCGGUUCUUUUGUCCACCUCGGCAAAACCAACUGUGAUGGCAUACCGAUACUAUGAAAUUUGUAACUACUGCACUCCAUUUCUGAUGUGGUUGGUUGAUAUGUAACUUCUACGACAACCUCAGGGUCUUCAUAUAGUGUCAUCUCAUAGACACAGUGAGAAAAUCUUUCAAAAGAUGUGUUGAUAAUGCAUGCACCAGAUGCUUCGAGCUGCUCCCGAAAUGUAAAAAUUGUCUCCCUUGAGUAAACACUAGCACCCCUUAGUUUGCCACCGUCGACCAGAUUCUAACGAUCGAUGACCGGAUUUCGGCGACUGGUGAUCGGUUUUCGACGACCGGCGACCGGUGACUGGAUUCCGACGAACAAAAAAUUAGGACACAAAAUAAAAUUUUAAUUUUAGAAUUAUUUUAAUUUUCUAUUUUUUAUUAUUUAAUAUAAUAUUUACCAUGACUAUUAUACUUUCGUUGAUUUUACACUAGGUCAACCUAGCUAAUAAAAGGUAAUCACAAUCCUAGCUUUCUUUUGGAUGGACACUAGUGUUGUCAACCUAACAACAUAAGGGUGUUGUCACCCUAUCUUUUUCCGAAACCGGGAUAGCGGAGAAGACAGAAUCGCGUAGAGGAAAUCGAGAGGCGACAAGAGAGGUUGAAACUCGUGAUAGCAGGAGGAGACAGAAUCGCAUGGAGGAAUUCCGGAGACGACAAAAUAAGAAACGGAAUUGCUCGGAGGAACAACAACGACUAUAACGAAGAUGGAAAAUCCCGACAGAGGGAGGAGAUGGAACUAAGGAGAGGAAAUCGAAAAGAAGGGGAAGUUGAAACUAAAAUCAAGUUAAGCAGUUGCACGCACGAGUUCAUUUAUUUUAGAUGUCUUGGAUUGUCACCAAAUUCUAAAAAUUUUGAGGUUGUGCUGGAUUUCAAUGUGAAAUUCGAUCCAUUCUUCGUUUAGUUUGAAUUCUCAUAUUUAAAUAUCAAUUUAACCAAAAGUUUCAAGCGUGGUUUACAUUGAGUUUUUUCAACUCCACAAAAGCAAAAAAUUUCAAAAAUUGAACACCAUCACUUGUACUCACAAAAGUAAUUUAAUUUACCUAUUAAUACUCUACAUACACUUUUAAGCUAGUUUACGCAGAUAAUGAAGAGCCACAGAGUUCUAGAAGAUGAUCCCACAAAACCGGUUUCACUAAUUUAGGAGAGCAGACGUGGCAUCAUCCAGCUGCCCCAGCCUGUACACAGCUCGACCAUCCAACCGCUCACAAUCACCCCCACGUAAUUCCGAAAAAUCCCAGCCAUUAAAACUGAAAACCCAAAAGCACCAAACAGAGGGAUGUUUCUUUUUUUUCUUUUUUUUCUUUUUUCCGUUCCGUUUUGACUUUGACCUGGGGUAAAACGGGAAGUCGAAGCGAAGCUUGGCUGGCAAGGAAUAUCUCCGGGGAACUAAUCAGGGCAAAAUUCAUGGUGGCAGGAUACGUGUUGCUACAGUAAAGGAAAACCUCCCAACCCUUUCCCCCUUUUUUUUUUUAUAAGAAACAAACGCUCGUUCACCCAAAAAAUCAAUAAUAAUUACCACAUAAAUUAAGCAACCAACCCCGCCCGCUGUGAUCAAUCAAUUUUGUUGAUCGAGUUGGGGUGUGGGAAAAAUCCCAGAAAACCAAAAAGAAAAAGAAAAAAAACAAUGGUGAAGGAAAGUGCGAGGAAGUGCUCGCACUGCGGCCACAAUGGCCACAACUCCAGGACGUGCAACGCUGCCAAGCCACCUGCCGCCGGAAUCAAGCUGUUCGGCGUCAACAUCGUCGAGAAGUUGGCUGCACCGGAACAUCAGCCGACGACGUUGAUGAUGAAGAAAAGCGCCAGCAUGGGGAAUCUGGACUCAUGGAUCAACGGCUCCGUUGGCCAAAAUGCGGUGGUGGAGGAGGCAGGGUAUCUGUCCGAUGGAUACCUCAGUUCCAAGCGUGGCAAGGCGGCCGCUCACGAAAGGAAGAAAGGGAAGCCAUGGACGGAGGAAGAACACAGGGUGUUUCUGGCGGGAUUGAGAAAGCUUGGGAAAGGGGACUGGAGAGGGAUCUCCAAGAAGUUUGUGACGACCAGAACUCCGACGCAGGUUGCCAGUCAUGCACAGAAGUAUUUCCUGAGACGGUCUUCGAUCGACAAAAGGAAGAGGAGAUCCAGCCUCUUCGACAUGACCCUCGACGCUGCUUCUUCAUCAUCAUCAUCGCUAUCACCUUCUUCACCAUCAUCCGUGGUUUUGGGGUCUCAGGAUUUGGCUCCAGUAAUCAAGACACCAAGAACGUACUCUAUCCAACAGGUAAGUGUUCCGCAAUCCGAGAACGAGAAGGUAACCGAAACCCUACUGCCAUUGUCAACGCCACCUUCAACUCAGAUUGCCAACAACAACAGAUUUCCACAUCUGGGCAUAGAGAGUUAUCCCAAGUUUCAACCAGCCACAACAACCACUGGUCGCUUUUCCAGUUUCCAUCCGGGUCCUUACAUGGACUUUCUGGCUUCCAAACCUGUCGCGCAGAACUUCAUGUGCCACCCGAGUUUGGUCUACUAUACCCCUCCAGUUUUCCCAGGAUGUUUGCCUGUCGUGGCUCACCCUUCAGGAAUUCCAUGGCCAAGGUCGAGUUUUGCACACUCGCAGCCGGUUUCGUCAGCUUCGCCAAGUAAGAAGCAAGAUCCCCUGAAGCUGGAGCUGAAAGUUGGAGAGUCAUCUUCUGAGUCGCCCUCGUCACAAGGAGCAGCAGCAGAUAUCCCAUCUCGUCCCCCUGGAGCAAUCAGUGUACAAUGAAUGGGAAGGCACCUAUAUUUUUUCAUUCUUUUUCUUAGCUUUUUACACCAGUAGGAAUAGAGAAUGUUAUUUAGGAGUAAAGUAUGUAUAGGAUA